Molecule: messenger RNA, 1698 nt
Organism: Penicillium canescens
Lineage: Eukaryota; Fungi; Ascomycota; Eurotiomycetes; Eurotiales; Aspergillaceae
Product: zinc-coordinating transcription factor SFP1
Exons: 4
Coding region: 1-1698 (565 amino acids)
Cellular component (GO): nucleus
Source: RefSeq, a predicted model, not a curated record
AUGACGGGCGCCGCUCCUAUUGAUAUUUCCACCCGCCAGUCGACCUCGAGGGCGGGUACGGGUGAUCGCACUGGGAGCUUCUCGCAUCAUGCCGGCGGAGGACUCGGAGUAUUCAAGGCGCCACCGCCGCGCAAAGACUCGAUCGGCGCCGCCACGGCACAAUGGGGGAACGGGACGAAACCUAUCUCCAUGUCGGGAUCUGCCCGCGAUAAAGGUCGUCGGGAGUCCCUCGCAGGAAGCUUGGUGGGUGGCAUGAGCUGGGGGGUGUGUCCGUCGGGAGCUGGAUACGUGAUGAAACUGACCAAGGAAAUUUUACCAUGCAGCAUCAUUAUGACUGGCACCUCGCCAUUUACUUUCCAGUCGCCCUCUUUCCACUCCUCGUCGUAUCUCCCGAAGCUGGAAGCGAACUUUAUGAAAGACUUUUCUUGCUGCGGUGUGACGUUACCGACGCUCCAUGACCUAUUACAACAUUACGAAGAAGCCCAUGCGACCAAGUCGCCCAACCAAGGCCACCGACCGAGCCAGGGUGAGAAUCGAGCUGCCUUGGCCGCUGCGGCAAUUGCACAGCAACAGAGCCAACAGCAUGGCAAUCAAGGACGUGGUCUACAGCCCGAUCGGACCCUGGACAUGCAGCGCAAGUUGGGCCAGAACCCAUCGCCAUUACAGCAUGCCGAUCUAGACACAAUCGAUGAUAUGGAGAUGGACGACGCCUUGGGUGACGGGGAUGCCUCUACAUCCCAGCUCUUCUCCCCUCAACUACAUGACGGUGGCCAGGGCGGAUUCGGCAACUCAAAUCAGGGCUCGCAAUUAAAUCUGAGUAUGCUUCCAAGCCACCAAGGAUUCAGCACCCCUUCGCAACCCGGCACUCCGAUCGGAUCUGGACGACCUCUUUCUCUGCAGAACAACCCAACGGUCUCUUCCGUCAACACCCCAACGUUGAUGGCCAACCCGCUCCACAAUUCGCAAUUCCGCAAUACUCCAGAUUCUUCUGGGCCAGGGACCCCGGCCGAGAUUGACGAGAGCAUGAUGGGUGGAUUCGGUGAUCUCAGCAUGCAAAAUAACACCAUGGGCCAGAAUCAGAACCAGUUUGCACGGUUCAAUGGGAACAAUAAUGAUAUGGUCGAUCUCUGUAUCGAUGAACCGGCCAAGCGGCUCUUCAGCCCCAGCGGUGGCUUAGGUUCGCCCAAUGCGCACUUUAAGCUCAGCGGAGCUCAAUACGGUCCCAAUAGCGAUAUUGCACGACGGAUCCGUGAACAGCAACUGCUGGCUGGGGUCCCCGACACUACCACGAUCCUCCCCAACGAAGAACCUAAGCCAUUCCGGUGUCCCGUCAUCGGUUGCGAGAAAGCUUACAAGAACCAAAACGGUCUCAAGUAUCACAAAGCUCACGGUCAUAACAACCAGCAACUUCACGAUAACGCUGAUGGCACCUUCUCAAUUGUCAACCCAGAAACAUCCGCACCAUACCCAGGUACCCUGGGCAUGGAGAAAGAAAAGCCAUAUCGCUGCGAGGUGUGUGGCAAGCGGUAUAAGAACUUGAACGGACUCAAAUACCACAAGUCACACUCACCACCCUGCAACCCCGAUUUCCAGCUUGGAGGUCGCAACAUGGCCCUAGGUGGCGGGGUCAUGCAGGGGCAGAACAUCAACGUUGCUGGAGCUGGCCUCCCCGGGAUUGGCGAAGAAGGCCUUCUGUGA